Theileria annulata is the source of this 1161-nucleotide messenger RNA. RefSeq lists its product as uncharacterized. The transcript has a single exon. Lineage: Eukaryota; Apicomplexa; Aconoidasida; Piroplasmida; Theileriidae. The record is from RefSeq and is a predicted model, not a curated record. Gene Ontology annotation, cellular component: Golgi membrane; endoplasmic reticulum membrane. The coding region runs from base 1 to 1161 and encodes 386 amino acids. Gene Ontology annotation, molecular function: ceramide cholinephosphotransferase activity; sphingomyelin synthase activity. Gene Ontology annotation, biological process: ceramide biosynthetic process.
AUGUUCAAUUCAUACAGUUAUGAUAGAUAUGCUGAUGAAACGAACGCAAAUGAUACAAGUGACGACUAUGGAGAAAUACAUUCCCCUUCAUAUGGCUAUGAUGGCGUAUGUAAUUCAGCUGAGGAAAAAAUCUUGAGUAUUUUAAAGGAAUCGAAAUCAAUCUUGCUCGGAUACUUUUAUAGAAUUUUACUCUCAUUUGUGUGUUUCGUAAUAUUUUUUUAUUUCUACAGAGGAAUGAUUUUUAUAAAUGAUGUUUAUUUCUAUGACGCCAAAACCUAUACAUUUCGAGAUCGAAUACAUGAAAUGAUUAAUGACAAGAACUUGCCAUUUUUAAGGAAAUUCACAGACUGGUUGUUCUAUCCAUAUGCUCUAAUAAUUUUUCUAAAGUUCGUUUUGUUCAGGCCUCCGGUGUUUAAUGUUCAGAUUUUCCUCAGAUUCUCAAGCAUAUACAUCUUCACAUACUUGAUAAGAGGAAUUAAUGUAAUAGUUUCAUCAAUUCCACCUCCUCACUCAAAGUGUAACCCGUUUGUAAUUGAGUCGACAAAGAUGAAAACGUUGGUGAGUUUUCUAUUCAGAGAAAAGAGGCAGAUUCCAUGCACAGGAGUAUUGUUUUCUGGGCAUGUGUAUUUUGUACUUCUAGCGUAUAUCAUUGUGGCACAAAACUCAGGGAUCUUGUUUAACAUAACUAUGUUUGCUUAUGCAGCGCUCAUAUCUGUCUCAAUUGUAGCAUCAAAGUAUCAUUACUCAAUCGACGCAAUGUUUUCAAUUCUCUUUGCUCCAUUCAUUUACAACUUAUACUUUUGUAGCAUCGACUCGUACGGAGUGCAAUUCUUUAACAAAAUGAAUAAUAAUUACCAAAAACCGAGUAGAACAUUUAAACGGACAAUCCUACAAACUAGUUUAUUUGUAAAGUGUAUUUCCUGGAUUGAACAGAUAUCAGCGCUACUGGCAUUAGGAAAUAAAGUGAAGAGCAUAGAUAAACUCGUUAAUGAAAACGAGUUGGUUGACCCAGAAUUGUUGAGGAAGUUCAACUUGGUUUCAUAUCUUUUCGGAUUUAGUGAAACUGAAGAUUUGCUUAAUUUAUACAGAGGUUCGCACAAAGAUCAUUUCACAUACUGGAGAAAAUUAAAGAAUAAAUUUGGUAGAAGAUCUAAAAUAUAA